Messenger RNA from Didymodactylos carnosus, 5908 nucleotides. NCBI's taxonomy places the organism in Eukaryota, Metazoa, Rotifera, Eurotatoria, Philodinida, Philodinidae. The record is from the annotation of a GenBank genome assembly.
UGGAAGGUUUUGAAGGAAAUCCGGAGAGGUUCUUUCCAAUACAUAGUUAAUAACAGUAUGUUUAGCAUUGUUCAACACAUUUUGUUGAGCUAUAUCUCAGAUUUAAGUCUCUGGUGUCGAGUAGACCACGCACACCACUGCCACUUAUGAUGAAUCGUCGAAAUACUUUUUAAGUGUUGAGUAGCACUAUUAGUUGAUUAAUCGAGUGUUCUGAAGUCUGAAUAGAUGAGCACUUCUAGAAAUGCAGAGUGCAUUUUUGUUCAACACAGCUGAAUCCCUACACAAUUCUAUCGUCAGAGUUGAUAAAACUACAGAUACAUACACAGUUAUAACGUCUCGGACACUCCCUUCAGAACUUCUGCUCUUGCAAUAAAUUUUACUCAGACUUGUCAACUAUUUCUAAGUACAAAUCCUGAAUCUUAUGGACUAGAAAUGUGCAGUAAAAUCACAAAUAUUCACACAGGAUUGUUCCGAGAGCUCAGACACAUUAGCUUUCACAAAAACAAACCUUCAUUCUCCGACAAGUGCCAUUAUCCACAAAUCUGCAAUCGCCUCUGUUCAAUAAAAGCACAAAAGAUCACACUAUCUUUGAGCAACUAAACCUGAAGAGGCUGAAAUAAAUAGCAAGUUAGUGAUGGCAGAAACGCAGAGAAGAAUGAAUCCUCGAAAUACUUUAUCAGGUGAUUAAUCGAGUGUCACGAGCUUACUUUAUCUUUUUCAAACGUUGUCGUGAACUCUGAAGUCUGAAUAGAUGAGUUGCUAGAAAUGCAAUCAACAGAAUUGAACCGUACAUAAUUCCGCUGCUUUCUCUCAUAAAUGUUUGAAAACAGACAGAGAACGACGGGGAAAGUCCAUUUCUGUAUCCUCUGCGGAAAACAUAUGUCGACCGUAAGAGAGGACAGACAUUAGUCUUAUGAGUAAAAAAUCCAUUUCCGCAGUUGAACUUCACUUACACAUAGUUGUUAAAUAUCGAAACACUUUUUUAAGUUUCUUUUCAAACGAUAACGAUGAAAACCUUGUGGUGAGGUUUGUCUUGCCAUAAUUUGUUUGUGAAUACAGAAGAUCACGACUAAGGUCAUAUGACUGUAUGGUAACACAAAAUACCUUUGCCCCGUUGUUCCGUUCCUGAAAGGCUUCUAACAUUUUUCUUAUUCUCUUGCGUCUUAUUUGGUGACAGUAGUGAUCAUUUUUGCUUUCAGCUACUAAUAUCCUUAAUAGAUAUAUAUAUAGUUUGUGUUUCCAGUUGCACCUGGUCUGAAAAAAAAGAAAAAGUGUAUGAUAACCGUUGUGAUUUGAGACGAAAAAGAAAACGAAAAGGCAGAAAAUCAAACAAAACAAAACUAUAAAAUCGAUUGCCUGAUUGAAGUCAUACACAUUUUGAUGAAAUAAUCAUUUCUCAUACGAGACAAUAAUCAUAUUUGUAAAAGUGGUAAGAUAGUCGAGUAACUGAAAUGUUGCACUCUGUCUGUGAAAAUGAGAAGGAAAAUUAACAUUGAAUAAAACACGUAGAAGUUCUGAAGUAGAAAAUUUGAGCUUCACCUCUUAUUUUCUCUCUUGAUUAAUGAAUGUUAUAUUACAGGCAUUCGAUCUAACGUAAGUUUUCUAUUCAUAGUAAGUUCCAUGCUUUUCAAAGGCGAAGUCAUGAAAAACAAAAACAAAAAUUGCUUUUCUCCUCUCUUCUAUUAGAAAGACUUUUUUCAACUACUUACUUUGAACGAACAUUAAAUAAUUAAAAAGAAAUAUAGUCUUCGUUUAACUGGUACAAAUCCUCUCUUGUUAUCUAUCACAGGAGUGCCUAUAAUACAACAUUCUCACAUUAAUCAAGAGAGAAAACAAGAGAUGAAGCCUAAACUUUCUACCUUAAACUUCUUCUACAUGUUUCAUUCAAUGUUAAUUUUCCUUCUCAUUUUUAUAUAACUCCGUUUGUUUCACUGUCGAAUAGGCGUGAAACUGAAGUGUUGCAUUUUUCACGCACCGCUAGAAAAAGUCAAACAAACUAUAUUGAAAAACCGCUGAAGGUAACAUUUCUCGAGUCUGCUAUUAUCAUUUUUGUAAGUAUUUGUCGUGCACGGUCAGGAUCAUUCUCAACAAGCAUCGAAGUAAAAGAAAAAUGGAUCAUAAGACGACUCAUCCAGAAACACGUUCCUCUCAUAUACUCAUUUAUUUCGUUUAACUUCAACGUUUGAUCGCAUGCUGAUGUUGUUGGCACAAUAAGAAGCAUGAUGCUGCUUCACGUUUGAGCGAAAAUCAUUUACAUAUGUCGUUAAAAGGUUAUUCUUGGUUGUUGGUCCCAAGAGUUUUCGUAUAGUCACUAUGUAAAUUGUAUCAAAAACCAUCUUUAGCUGUUUGUUGACUUUUUUCUCUACCAGAAGUGUUUUUAACAAGUCGUUAGAACAAAGAAUUCUUUUACAUACGGUUAUUGUCAAAAUAUGAUGAGUGAGUAUCGAGUGUCUUGCGUUCAUGUUCAGUUAUGUUGAAAGGAUAAACAUCAUUUUCUUUUGUGCGUGACAAAUAUUAGUUUCUGAUGUUCUUUUUCUUGUGACAGCAAGUAUUCAAGUCAUCUGAGUGUGAUUUAAAUACAUACGAAAAGCUACAAAUGGAACGACGAAAUUAUCGUUUCAUCUGCAAGCAUCUGGAUUCGAUUGUUCAGUCCGAAUGAUGUUGUGGGAGACAGUGGUGUCUCUAUGGGAUGUAUUACUUCGAACUAAAUCUAGUUGACGCGUCACUUAUGAAGAACUCUCUAGUAUUCGACAGAAUGUUUGAUGGCUCAUAGCUUUGUAAGUCAAUUAGUCUUGAACGAACGUUGACUUAGUGAUAGAAGCAGAGAUGCAACUGUUUUACAAUUCUGAGAACGGGAAAGGUACCGUGUUAAACAUUUUCUCCCUGAAUGGAACGGGCGUUCUAAAUUUUCUCUUUCUUCAUAGUGAAAGACUAAUUUUAUUGAAAAAUAGCUCAAAGUGACGUCGAUUAAAAUUUUGUUUUGAGCGAUCGUUCUAAACAGUCUUACUGGAACAGAACGUUACCGGUUAAAACUGUGCAUAGAUCUAUACCUGAACGUCCUUGAAGAUUUGUUGCUUAUGCACAUUGAUUAACUGCUUAUAGAACAUUCGUCGGAAGUGUCUAUUCAGAAUGUUUAUUUACGUAAAUUCGAAAAGUGUGUGUUUUUCAGCUACCUAGUUAACUAGGUGUGCGUAUUUACCUCGAAAAUCAAAUCAUGUAAAGGCAAGCAUUAAUAGCCAUCGAAUCAGACAGUUGUUGAGAAACAGAUCCAGUAACGCAGCUUAUAUGACAGAAAUGCGGCAGCAGUUGCACAGCGAAUUUCUAUGUCUGAGUUGUGUGUAAUUCUACUACAUUGUUCAUUUCAUUGUUCUGUUUCUCCAUGAUAGCAUCUUGUUUGUUCCCCAUGUCAGACUGUUUUUGGAGACAAACUGAGAAGAGAGGAAAAGAAAGAUCUAAAUCUGCCUAUGUGUCGGAAACGAAGAAAGAAAAGUUUGAUUUCUUAAUGUAAUUGCUAAUGGUAAGAAGCACAUUAUUAUCUUCUCUUUUCCCGUUGAUUAAACAAAUAGUUUUUCAUUAGAAAAGAAAGUGGCAUCAGUUUUUGCUAUGAUUUCGAUUAUUCCACAGAUGUAUAUGAUAGUUGUCUGACUAACCUUCCGUCUUGUUUGAGACUAAGUGUGAUCGCAAUAGUAAGUCUAGGAAACGAGUUUUCUCUCAAGAGCUACAAACUUGUUUUGAAAUAUUACAUGGCCACUGAGAUUAGUCACGAAAUAAAACAAAGGACAGAUACUUACAGAUUUUCUCAGAUAUUAUUUAAAUUAUCUGAUUUGAUGUUGCCAUGCAAUAUUACAGCUCGUUCAAAAGAUUUUCUUGUUUCUUUAAUAGCAUAAUCUUUUAUUUUAGGAAGAUUUGUGAUUGAGUAGAUGUGACGAGGUGUAGUGUAGAACAGCGAAUGCUGCUCGAAUACCUUUGUUUUGUGUGGUUUGCAGCUUUGUCCAGAUUCGGUUUGUAGUUGAUAGAAAUGCUGCUGAUCGAUAAGUAAUUACGGGCCUGAUUAAUCAUUUGUACUUGAGCUCCUACCGUAUACUUGUACUUUUUUCGUGUAUGAAGCGAAAAGUGAAUCAUUUCCGUUUUAACUGGUUGAAUCUGUGGCUUCCGUCACUUAUAUCAACAUUCGAAAUAGUAUGUUGAUUCGUAUAAACGAUUUAAUAGAUUAUUAUAAGAAUGUAUCGUUAAGCUGAAAAGAAGGCCGCUGCGAAGUGAAGCUUGUUUGAUGAGAAACUUGAGUUGUUUAAUAUUUUCUCAUUUUAGAUCAGAAAAUGAACGUGCAAUGACUGUGACAAUGACGUCGUCAGACUCAGUUGUCUCACUCACAGAAUCCGAUCAACACCAUGUCGUGUGGUUUUUUAUAUUGACAUGUUUAUUUCUGAUAAUUGCUUGUGUUGGCAUCAUUGGAAAUGUUCUAGUGAUAUUGAGUGUGCAUUUAGAUUCUCGAAUGAGACGAUCGCUUACAAAUCGUUUAAUUGUUCAUGUCGCUUGUUGUGAUCUGAUUAUUCUUCUGUUUAAUAUACCAGAUAUUGUACAAUUUGUAUCAUCGAGAGGAAAUUGGAUUUUAACUGUUGUUCCAUGUAAAUUAGUUCGAUCAACACUUGUCCUCGCACAAUACGCAUCGGUGCUGACAAUGUGUGCAGUUACAAUAGAAAGAUUUAUUGGCAUUGUCUAUCCGUUACGUUCAAAAUUUCUUCGUGAGAGGAAACAUGUUGCAUUCAUAAUGAUUGGCGUAUGGUUAUUUUCAUUGUGUUGCUGUGCACCGAAUCUCAUUUAUUUAACCGUUAUCCAUCAUCCGAACUCGACCCGUUCAAGUUGUGCAUUACAAUUCACGACGACUAAUUCAACGUCAUCAAAUUGUACACCUUAUAUCAUUUACAAGAGUCUUGAAUCGUGUUUUUUCUAUUUCAUUCCACUACUAUUGCAAUUGUACUGUUAUACAAAAAUAGCGAAACGAUUGUUCAACGUCGAUGAACAUUUGCAAGUCAGCUUUCGUUUAGUUGUGCACCCUGAUGAACAAAAUAAGCUUUUUCAGUUAGAGCAAAGCGAGAUGGUAGAUAAUGACGACGACGAUGGUCACAUGAUUGAAUGCGAGAUGGAUCAAUAUCCAACAUCGAUGACAAAAAUGGCGCUGUCUGGCGACGGUCGUCGGUCGUACUUGUCCAGUUAUGCGUCGCAACUGCACCUGCCACUUCCUACUCGCCCAUUUGCCUCAACAGUGUCGGCCUCCUCUCUCAACAGUUUACAUCAAAAACUGACAAAUGAUCAACAUUCACAUAAUCCUAAUUCAACCAAUUUGCGCUACUUUAAACAGAGUUAUACAGCUCAUCGGACCACCUUGGCACUAAAUGCUCUACGGAGUCGUCGUAAUGUUAUCAAAAUGUUAAUUAUCGUUAUCAUCAUUUAUUUUAUCUCGUUCAGUCCUCAAGUGCUCGCUUUUCUCCUGUUUGACACUGGUUUGACAAAAACUCCAUUUGUACCAUCACCCCAUUUCAUUGCCUUUACAUUUUUACUCGUUUGUGUGAGUUCAGCAUCGAAUCCGAUUGUCUAUGUUAUAUUUUGCUCGAAGUUUCGUACCUCAUUUCUGAAAAUAAUUAAACGUCUAUUCGUGUGUCGAGUAAAAAGGACAUCGUUGUCUCUACCAACUACUAGUUAUACGUGCUGUGGAUGUUUAUAUUUUCAACGAGGAAAUGGUUUGACAGCGAUCAGUGGUAGUGAACAUUUCCGUCACGGUGUAUCACCUCCACGAUCAACAAUAUAUCAUUUUCACGAUCAUAACAGUAAAAGCACUAACUUAGCAAACGGCGGAGCUCGUCGUGCAUUUCCUCCACGAACAGCUUAUAAAUUUGUACGAAAUGGAUAG